Molecule: messenger RNA, 655 nt
Organism: Hyla sarda
Lineage: Eukaryota; Metazoa; Chordata; Amphibia; Anura; Hylidae
Product: RING finger protein 122-like
Exons: 7
Coding region: 25-432 (135 amino acids)
Source: RefSeq, a predicted model, not a curated record
UCCCAGAAGCUGGCCCGGAGCAGAAUGUCCACAGGUCACCCUAUGCAAAGGCCUAACAUGACAAAGGGAAGUGUCGGGGCCGUGCAGCUGAAUUUCUUCAUCUUUGUUUUCGGAGCUGGGUUCUUGCUAUUUAUAUUCUGCCUUAUUUUUUGCUGCUACAUUUUCAGACUUAAGCAACAGGAGCAGUACAGGACACGUGGCUAUAAGAAGGUGGUGUUAAAAGCCAAAUCAAGACGCACCAGCCUGGUUGGGCAAGUGUGCGCCGUGUGUCUGGAAGAGUUUAAAGUGAAGGAAGAACUUGGCUUAUGUCCCUGCACUCAUGUGUUCCACACAAAGUGCCUGAUGAAAUGGUUAGAAGUGCGAAACUCCUGUCCAAUGUGUAAUAAAACCAUUUCAGUGCCUAUGCCCAGACCAUCCCUAGAACACAUGUGAAGACGUCUUCGGUUCUAUGCUUAGAUAGCUGCACUGGCUGAGAAAACUUGGAAAUGUGUAAAGUGGGAAGCAACAUGUACUUGUCAUUCAGAAUCUGUUCUUUUCCUCUUUACACCGUCCUCCUUCCUUGGAAUGAAACCUGGAGACUCUGGAACAAGAUCUGAUUUCCCUGUAUCCUUGGAGAGAAGCGAAAGGUCCACGUGUUGCUCUUCUUUGUCAAUGC